AUGUCUAAAGUAACCCCAGAGCUUCGAGAGCAACUGAAGAAUAGUUGCCACCCUCUGAUCGAUGGCGUCGGCACUGCUUACGGAUACCAGCCUUCAAUGGCUGCUGGCAUUGUCUUCUGCGUGCUCUUUGGUCUCUCGAUGAUUGUCCAUACAGUUCAAUUUGCUUGGAAGAGGACCUGGUGGUGUUGCGUUUUCAGUAUAGGAUGUCUGACCGAAGUAAUUGGCUGGGCCGCUCGCACAUGGUCCGCCGAAUGUCCCUAUAACAUGACCGCGUUCUUGAUGCAGAUAUCUACUCUGAUCAUCGCACCCACCUUCUUCACGGCAGGAAUCUACGUCCUCCUCGGCCGCUUCAUCACCCUCCUAGGCCGCGAAUCCUCCUGCAUCGGACCAAACCUCUACCUCUGGAUCUUCGUCACCUGCGAUAUCGUCUCACUCGUCGUCCAGGCCAUCGGCGGCGGCAUGGCCUCCGCCGCGACAGACAAAGUCAACGGCGACACCGCCCCAGGCACCCACGUCAUGGUCGCAGGCAUCGUCUUCCAAAUGGCCUCCAUCACCAUCUUCGUCGUCCUUGCCGCGGACUUCGUCCGCCGCACCCUCCGCCGCCGCCUUCUGCAGUCCAUGACCGGCUCCAUCGUCCCCCUCCUCGCCGCGAUGGUCUUCUCCGUCGUCUGCAUCUAUAUCCGUAGCAUCUACCGAACUAUCGAGCUGUCCGAGGGCUAG
This is a messenger RNA of Aspergillus clavatus NRRL 1, 720 nucleotides long. Its product is annotated as RTA1 domain-containing protein. Gene Ontology annotation, cellular component: fungal-type vacuole; plasma membrane. The record is from RefSeq and is a predicted model, not a curated record. The transcript has 3 exons. Lineage: Eukaryota; Fungi; Ascomycota; Eurotiomycetes; Eurotiales; Aspergillaceae. Bases 1 to 720 code for a protein of 239 amino acids.